CCCAUCUCCGUCCAUCUUCGCUCGAGUAUUGAUAUCGCUGUCUCUGUCUCUGCACCAUGUCUAACAUGGAUAUGCUGUGUUCUCCACAGAGCAGCAAUGUCGAUUUACCCACAUCUCCCACAGCCGCCCCAUCCUCGACGGCUGUGAGCAGUAAACCCAGAGGGCAGCCCUCCAUCACUCCUCGACGCUUCACGAGGUUCUUCACCCCCAUCACAACACGUUCCACCACAGGCUCGAAGUCUUCCAAGAGACUAAAAGACAUUACCAAGAAUGCCGUCAAUCAAGUCAAGUUCACUGGCUUCCAUGACCUCCCCCGAUUCGAGACGCCACGAAAGAAGAGAAAGAUACUACCCACUCCCGAGAGCUCGCCCGUCCAACCUCUUGACUCGUCACCCUUGCGACCACUCGAUUACCACGUCCCCUCGAACCUUUCCCACCGCAUUGACUAUGAUUUCGACGACUCGGACAUUGAAGAGGAAGACGAAGACGAAGAGGCCGAGGAAGAAAAGCAUUUUCCAGCUCCCAUAACACGUCUACGAGAUUUUGGUACAAGUGGCCGCAUUCUCCAACGAAGCUUCGGUGGUGCCAGAGGCGUUGGUCGUGGCAGGAUCAACGACCACUGUGUCCCUGAUUGGCAUGCUCAAACUGCAGAUUACUAUACUCGUCCUGAAGACUGCCACAACUAUCGCGGCCAGGCCCUACCUUUCUGCGUUGCUCGUUGCAACACCAACUCGCUCGUUGCUAUCGGCGAUGAGGAGGGUGGCGUCAGGCUGAUAGAUUCGGCCUACGCAGACAACUCUUUCUCUCAACACCACGUAUCCUUCAAGCCUCACCACAACGCCAUCAUGGACUUGGCCUUCUCAUCCGAUGACUACCUUUUUGCAUCGGCCUCGGGCGAUCAGACUUCUCGCAUCGUCGACAUGCACACUCAGCAAACUCGCUACGUUAUGCAUAGCCACACAUCUUCUGUCAAACAGGUUCGCUUCCAGCCUGGCAACGACAGUAUUGUCGCUACCUCAAGUCGCGAUGGCAGCGUCAUGAUCUGGGACUUACGUUGUCGCGGUCAGGAUGCUCCUGUCGUUGACUAUGCUGUCAGCUUCGAGCCCGGUAACAGCAUGGUGAACUCCGCUCGGCGGGCAAACACUGUCACGUAUGCCAGCUCUGUCAACAGUAUGCGUGAUGCACACGGCUUGCAACAAGAGUCUCGCCGCUCGGAUAUCUCUGUCACUGCUUUGUCCUUCCUAUCUGAUUCACGCUCUCACUUGCUGCUGACGGCAACCGAAGCAAAUGCCAGUGUCAAGCUGUGGGAUCUUCGAGGCAAAUACACUUCUCGUCGGAACGGACCAUCAGUGCCUGUGUCUAGUACUCGCGAGCCUGAGGCCCAUUUCAAGCACCGUCAGUUCGGCAUUAGUAGUCUGGCACUGAGCGGUGAUGGUAGCCGCUUCUAUGCACUCUGCCGUGACAGCACUGUUUACGCUUACUCCACCAACCACCUCAUUAUGGGCUCCGCGCCUGAGUAUGAGCCUUCCUCCAACACACAAGCAUCCAAGUGGUUCCGGCCUCGACAGGGUCUUUCCGGUAACGGACCCCUGUAUGGUUUCCGUCACCCCAUGUUCAAGUCCACAUCCUUCUACGUCAAGUCCGCCUUGCGCCCUGCCACAUCUUCGCACCCUGAAAUGCUCGCUGUUGGCAGUCGAGAGGGCUGCGCUGUCUUGUUCCCUACUGACGAGGCCUUCCUGAAGAAGAAGUCUCCACAACCCAGCUCGGGUACCUCUACUCCCAUUAUUGAACAGGACGGAGCAUCUGGUCCCCGCUCUCGAACUGGGUCUGCUGCAAAGUUGGAGGACACAUCACUGCCUAUUUACAAUCAAGGCACUGCGUUGAUUCGAGCUCAUGGUAGAUCCGAGGUCACCGGCUUGGCUUGGAGCACCGAGGGCGAGCUUGUCACACUGGGUGAUGACUUCACCGCACGAUGCUGGCGUGACAACGAUCGUAAUGCUGCAAAAGGCAUGAGGAUUUGCGGUGAGGGCCAAGGCGCUCGCUGGGGAUGGGGAUGGGCUGAUGUCGAAGGAUAUGAUGAGGAAGAAGGAUGAUGGUGAAGGAUGCACGUUCCGAUCAGGGUAAUAGAGGUCGUUGCGGCGAUUGUUCGAUGAUGGAUUGUUAUGACUUGCUUUUGCUUUACUUGUCUGUCCCGGUUUGGACAAAGGAUACCCACAGCCAAAAUGGCACAGCGUAGCGAUGGAGAUAGCUCUCUCUUGCUUUAUAGAUAGAAAUGUUAGAUAGUUGAAGAAAGACAUGGCAUCACAAGCCAAAUCACUCAUCCUC
This is a messenger RNA of Aureobasidium pullulans EXF-150, 2325 nucleotides long. Its product is annotated as WD40 repeat-like protein. The transcript has a single exon. The coding region runs from base 57 to 2093 and encodes 678 amino acids. NCBI's taxonomy places the organism in Eukaryota, Fungi, Ascomycota, Dothideomycetes, Dothideales, Saccotheciaceae. Gene Ontology annotation, biological process: proteasome-mediated ubiquitin-dependent protein catabolic process. Gene Ontology annotation, molecular function: protein-macromolecule adaptor activity; protein binding. The record is from RefSeq and is a predicted model, not a curated record. Gene Ontology annotation, cellular component: nucleus.